GUUUUGUAAGAACAGCUUCAGUGGCGUACCUUGGCGGCGCAACAUAAGAGCAUGGGUGGCACGUUAUUGUUUAUAAAGGAGUUAACCAGUUUGUGCUGAACUAGUUAUAAUUUGGCUGCAUGCGAUGAUUAAGGCCAAUUUGCAUGUUUACCAAAUUAACUUGACAUGACGACAUGAGGCAUCAGUGAGUAGCUGCAACGUCUACAACAAACAACUGCAACUGAAUUUGGCGACCAGGUGUUUCUGAAACAGUUCAACGUCCAACAAUCACAAGUCGGCUCCUAGGAGUACAUUCUGAAAAUCACCUUAGUAGAAUCCUUACCUCUAAUCCAUAAUAAAUCAUAUCAACUCAAACGAAACUACCUGCUUAGUUAGCUCAAACUCUGAAACUCCAGAUUUAAUAUAGGCAGUUCAACUUGUACUUUGCUGCUUAUCGAACAAAGGUUCACUUCCGACAAAAGGCUACCAAAACUUGCUUUUAUCUUUAUUUUAUUCAAAUUCCAGUACUUAUUAGAUUUACCUGUGUUACUGUUUCGAUUUUACUUGAUUCGAAAACACUUCUCUAGAAUCUACACUACAAUAACUUCGAUAUCCGCUUUUUGAUCACAACAUGUCAAAUUCAAAGCCCUCAUGUCAAUUCCUUUGAUAAAAAUCACACACAGGUCGAAAACCUUUGGCUUAUUGAAGUUAAAUUAUUUUUCUACUCACGCUUUGUUUUUCCGCAAAAGGACUCCUAAUACGUUUCAGCAAAGUAGAAGACUUAUUUUAGAGUCCUUAAAUUGAAUCCAAUCCGUAUUCAGCAAUUAAUUUUAAUCCUUGAUUAUCUUUCAGUUAAAUAAUAUCAAAUUUUAUUCUUCUUUGCUUCCUGUGCCUUGUUUUGCCUUAUUUUCUCGGGACUUAAGCAAGUUGCCGUUGAUUUACUGUACAGCAUAUUCAGUUCAUUUGAAAAAAAAAAUAAUUGGUGCUUCCUUAUUUUGACAGAGCACUUUGAUAAAUAGUUUUUGCAAAUUUAUUUCAAGAGUUAUCUGAAUUUAAAGAGUUAUUUUAAUUGAAUAUAAAUUUUUACCCUUAAGAUGAUCUUAAAUGUUUAUUAUUAAAACAGAUUUUAAGACAUAGACAUCUACUUGUCGCCAAGUUUUUUAAGCUCCUGAAAAUAUAAUUAUUCUGUCGCCUUAUUUGUUUUGCUUCAGAAUAUUUCAGUCUUUUGGUGGACAGAAAGUAACUUUUUCACUACAACUGCAGGGGUAUAAGAUAUUCGCCUGAUUGGGUCUAAUUCCUCCUCGCAACUUCAGAAACUACUUACCAGCAUUCAAGUUCACCCAAAACAAAGGUAAUACUUUCCUGCCUUCCUUAUUAACAGUGCUAGUAUGUAAUACUAGAGUAGAAUAUUCACUUGUUACGCUUCUUUUGUUCCCAUCUUAAGUCAUUUUCAUUUUCUUCUAACUGGUAAAUGGUACACCAAGUUUCCAUUAUCUUGACUUAUCUUCUUACUUCGCACAAAGAAAACCGACUGCUCAACUUUUUGUAUUUAUUAUUACCAUUCAGCAGUGCCGUUAGCUUGUAUGCUGCAACCUUUAGUUUGAAUACUUUGAAACAACCUGCUAUCGAUUGCUAAUUGCAUAACUAUAAUAUUAUGCUAAUCUCGCCUGUUAACUGCGCAACUAUUGUGAAGAUGAACAGUUUUAAGUGUAGACUGGUUAUUUGUGCCUUUUUACUAAGUGUGGGCUUUGUUUUGUGUCUGUCUUCGCCUUCGUUUCCUGUUCUUAAUUUGCCGAGUGUGAGUCGUGAAGAUCUGCAACUCGGAACAUCGGUUGAUUUGCAGCAUACAGCGUAUGAAUGGGAGCCCUAUAUCCGCUUAGAACAAUACCACGAUCAGGACCAGCUGGAGAAGCUGCUCUACAAAUACCAGACUGACUUCCCUGAAUUAGUGCGUGUGCACCUGCUCGGACUGAGUGGGAUGGGCAGGGCUAUCCUGGCAGUGAGAGUGAGUGACAACCCAGAUGAAGAUGUGGAGUUGGAUGAACCGGCUGUGAAAUACGUGGCCAAUAUGCACGGCAAUGAAGUUGUGGGUCGUGAGCUGAUGCUGAGUUUUGUGGAGUACUUGUGUGAGGGAUACUACAGCAACUCAACCAUCAAACAGUUGGUAGAUAGUCACGACAUUUGGAUUGUGCCCACCAUGAACCCAGACGGAUUUGCACAGGCGAAGGAGGGCGAGUGCUGCGGAGUUAAAGGUCGUACGAACAAUGCCAAUGUAGACCUGAAUCGAAAUUUCAAAAUCAUGAGGCAAGGUGACCCGCUCGAGAAAAUAUCAAAUCAGUUCGAGAGCUAUUACCAGCCGGAGACGAAAGCGCUGGCCGACUUUAUCAGAAACAGACAGUUUGUGUUGUCGGCUAAUUUUCACGGGGGAGCUUUGGUUGCAAAUUACCCCUACGAUGCGGCAUACAACGGAGUGAAAAUUGGAGAUCAGAACUACGCUGCCUGUCCGGACGAUGCAGUGUUCCGCAGUAUCAGUCGACUUUAUGCUGACAUGAAUCCAAUCAUGCGCCUGGAGAGUCCGCAUCUGGAUGCCAUCUGUGGACAUGUAGAGGACUCCUUUGACAGAGGAGUGGUCAAUGGAGCCCAUUGGUACGAAGUGCUUGACGGAAUGCAGGACUACAACUACUUCAUGUCGAAUGCAUUCGAAAUCACAGUUGAACUAGGAGUGUGCAAGUAUCCCCUCCACAGCAAACUGCAGUACUACUGGGACAGUAAUAAACAGUCUCUGUUGCACUACAUUCGCCAGGCAUCCACAAUGGGAAUCCGAGGAAGAGUUGUGGAUGCUAAGAAUUCUUCAGGAGUCAAAGGUGCCGAAAUCAGAGUGCGUGAAAUUGAGCAUGAUGUUGUGUCUGUGAAGGGCGGCAGUUUCUUCCGAUUGCUGGUGCCUGGAACAUACCAUGUGAUGGCGGUAGCCGAGGGGUACCUGAAUAGCCCAGAAGUACAGAUAAAAGUAGAUGCCAAUAAGCAAACAGUUCAAAACUUCUACUUGUAUCCCUCGGACAAGCAGUUACAGUACAGAGACAAAGAAUACUUUCGGCUUAGUGAACUGUCGUUGGCAGUGGAACAGCCAGGUGAAUACAGGGCAUCGAUGGAUCCGGAUAGCUUCAUUGAGAAAUUGCACGAAAAAUACCCAGAGUUGACAUUUAUCUACAGCAUUGGCAAGUCAUUCAAAAAACACGAAAUGAACGUGCUGGUCAUUUCUGACAAUCCAUCUUUGCAUGAAAAAGGGGAACCGGAAAUGAAGCUCAUCUCAAGUCUCCACGGCAAUGAAUUGGUAGGGCUGGAAGUGUUGGCCACCUUUGCAGAGUAUAUUUUAGCGAAUUAUGGCACAAAUAGAGAGGUGACGUGGCUGGUGGAUAACACGAGGAUACAUUUUCUACUUUCUGCUAAUCCAGACGGAAGAUUGAAGACCCUCACGACGCUAAAGUACGAUCUGACCAAUCAGCCUUCGAAGCUAGUGUGGUCUACGGGGAGGGAGAAUGGUAACAGGAGUGACUUGAACCGCAACUUCCUCUACGACGGGACCCCCCAGUCACUGUUGAAACUGCAGCCGGAAACGAGGAAUAUCAUUCAAUGGAUGCACAAUGUCCCAUUCAUUCUUUCCAUCGCCUACCACGGUGGGACCAAAGUCGUCUGCUACCCUUACGAUCACGCCAAGAACACCAUUGUUGAGGACAUUGAUGUGUUCCGAUAUAUAUCCCAUAAUUACGUGGAAACGAAUCCGGGGAUGAAGGGUGGAUACCCUUGUCCGAAGGAGUGGCCCCAAGAAAAGUUCCCUGGGGGUUAUCUUUCGGGUGGGGACUGGUAUCCGUUUGAAGGGGGAAUGCAGGAUGUGAAUUAUAACUACAGUAACUGUCUCGAGUUCAGUAUUGAAGUGUCGUGUGAGAAGGUCCCACCGGCUGUUGAGUUGCCGCUACACUGGAACGAUAACAGAGAGUCACUGGUCACUUUUCUCAAGAUGGCACACAUAGGCGUGUCUGGUUUUGUGACCAAUUUGGAAGAUGGAUCUGCAGUGUCCAACUGCACAGUGUCAGUGGCUGAGAUUGGACACGACAUGCACUGCACAGACCAGGGAGAGUACUGGAGACUGCUAGCUCCUGGAACCACUUACACCUUAACUGUGUCUGCCAAAGGAUUCGUUCCUUACGCCAAGCGAGUGUUCGUAUCGGAACCAAAUCAUGCAGAAGGAAUAUACAACGCACAACGAGUGGACUUUGUACUGGAAACAGUGGCGAAAAGUGAGGCUAAAAAGAAUCCGUGGGUGGAGAAGUUGCAUGGUGCCAUGAGUGCUGAAGAAAUAGAAAUCGAAAUGGUGUCUUAUGAAGAUGUGAUUGGUUUCUUCAAAGCUCUGGCUAUCGUGUUUCCGGAAACCAUCAAUAUGAAAUACCUUGGUUCCGACCUUAAUGGACUGCAGUUAAUAGUGAUGGAGAUAUCAGCCUCCUCCUCCCCCAACGAGGCAACAAAUGUUCCCCACAUAGCCGUAACUGGGGGACUCACUGAGACAGACUUGAAGUCUGUGAACACACUAGCUAAGUUCACUCUGGACUUGGUGAUGGAGUAUGAAAACGGAGUUCCAUAUGUGCGCAAGCUUUUGACCGGAGCAGUGGUGCACAUAGUGCCCUACUUCUACCCCAGCCAGUUGAGAGACUCAGUUUCCUCGCAACAGACGGCCACCGAAUCGAUCGAGAGUUGUCAGAAAUCACCGGGUGCCAAUGAUAUGAACAGGCACAAACUGCAACCAGAAUCUGCUGCACCACGAGAAGUUGGCAUUUUCGAAAACUGGCUCAAGCAACAGCCUCUCGUGUUCACAUUGCAAGUCGCCGCUGGAUUUCGAGGACUAUAUGUUCCACCAGAGAUGGAUCUAUCAACAGAGUCAAUGGUGAGAGGGAAGAGAAUUCGCCGAGACACUUCAGUCGCCGAUUGUCCAAAUUCACCUUCGCAAGCUGACGUCUCUACGAACAUGAUUGAUAGCGUGCAUACGCAAUAUGGAAUAUCCUCGGCGAUGGUCGGGAUCGGCUGCUGCGGUUCGAGCCCCUCCAUCUCCGCACAAGAAUACACAGACUUUUCAGUGUACACUAAAUGUUUGCUGGCUAAUGUGUCCAGCCACGCAGUUGUGCUAAUUGCACAGACAGACAGCGGUCGAUUUGUAGUGGACGGAUUGGAAAUAUCAUGUGCGUGUAAUUAUUCGAAUAACCGGCCCAAAUCAAGUGCAGGAAGACAUCAAAUUUUGUUGACACAGCCCGGUAAACAGAACAUUUCUGCCUCGUGGAACAACGUGACAGUGACUAAACCAGUAUUUGUGAAUGCCAGCGCCACCUCGCCCGACGUCGUAACUAUCGUGUUCCAUAGUGCACACGCACUCGUGGACCCCAAACACCCUUCGGAUACCUCAGGCGGGGGUACUAGUUUUAUCCAAUCAGCAGUCACUGUCCUCAUAAUCUCAGGUGUUGUCAUUUUACUUCUAAUUGCGACCAUUGGAUUAGCCAGUCGUGUUCUCCGAGGCCCAGCCAAUUUUCAAAACAAUUGUUCCAAAUCAAACAGAAGAAGUUGCUGUAAACGUAACAAAAUAUCUCACUAUUCCAGAAGUGUAAAUCCUAAUAACAGUUUAGAAAACAACAUUUCGAGAACAGGUCUGAGCAUGGGGUUGUCAAAUAAUGUGGACGAUUCAUCAGAAUUGGAUGAUGACGAGGAAUGGGUUUUGUACGGCAAGAGAAUUGACCGGUCUUCAGCAGCUAAAGUUGGAAAUGAUUUCGAUCUGAAAGCGAGCAAAAAAUUGCUCAAAACCGAGGCUGCUAGAACUUCAGACGCGUGAAAAAUAAUUCAUGUCAGGUUGAGAAAUGGUUCCAAAAAUGGUUUUGCAUAAUAAAGUCUUAUUAAAUAACCCAAGAAGAAUUUUUCUGAUCUUUGAAAUGUUCAUGUCUUUGUGACCUUUGAAGUGUUUAAUGGUAUAGGAUACUUUGUGAUUAAGAUAAAACGUGGAUCUGCGUUUUUUCAGAAAUUUUUU
Symsagittifera roscoffensis is the source of this 6040-nucleotide messenger RNA. Its product is annotated as carboxypeptidase D-like. The record is from RefSeq and is a predicted model, not a curated record. Lineage: Eukaryota; Metazoa; Xenacoelomorpha; Acoela; Convolutidae. Gene Ontology annotation, molecular function: metallocarboxypeptidase activity; zinc ion binding. Gene Ontology annotation, biological process: protein processing; peptide metabolic process. The coding region runs from base 1634 to 5848 and encodes 1404 amino acids. The transcript is spliced from 22 exons.